Molecule: messenger RNA, 2114 nt
Organism: Psammomys obesus (fat sand rat)
Lineage: Eukaryota; Metazoa; Chordata; Mammalia; Rodentia; Muridae
Gene: Rragb
Product: Ras related GTP binding B
Exons: 11
Coding region: 626-1750 (374 amino acids)
Biological process (GO): regulation of autophagy; cellular response to amino acid stimulus; cellular response to starvation
Cellular component (GO): lysosome; nucleus; Gtr1-Gtr2 GTPase complex
Molecular function (GO): GTPase activity; GTP binding
Source: RefSeq, a predicted model, not a curated record
CACUCUGGCUUUUCUAGAGCCAUCUCUAUGGUAUUCUUCCAAGCUCCCCUCCCUUGCCACCCCAAAGGGGUGCGGCACGUGACAGGCCUGGGACUACGGCAGGUUCCCACGUGAUCCUGGGCUGCAGUAGCGUGGUUGCGGUGAGACUCAGGCUCUCCUGAAGGGCGGGCACGGAAGUAAAGGCGUCCUCAGGCGGAUUCUUACUGGCAGCGAGGUCGGGAGGAGCUACCAGGCGGUGACCGCUUUGCUUCUUGCAGCUUAGGUCCAGCUCAUUCCAUUACCUCAGCCUUUGCAUUCUGCACUGAAGGGGACCAAGUUACCUCCGGUCUUGAGACCUUGGGGAGUGAGGACCAAUUCCUUAUUCAUCUUGCCCUCCCUUCUCCUCCAUCUCUUCCUUUGCAUGCACCGAAUCGCUGGCUCCUUUUGGCUGACCUGCUUGGCUGUGCCUUGAGACUAAGUUGGGUUCUUAAAGGUAACUGUGGGAAAAGCGGCCCCCCAGUGGACAAAGGAGGAGGCAGGGAUAGAGGAGGCCGCAGGCACUGGGCAAAGAUAGGCAGUAAGGGAGGUGAGCAAGAAGAAAAGAGUACUGCGGAUCUAGAAGGAACUGUGAAGAACUUGUUGCGCGAUGGAAGAAUCUGACUCCGAGAAAAAGACGGAGAAUGAGAAUCUGGGCCCAGAAGUGGAACCUCCAGUAGGGGAACCGGAAGGAUCGCUUGGGUGGGCAAUGCCAAAUGCAGCCAUGAAGAAAAAGGUGCUGUUGAUGGGUAAAAGUGGAUCUGGUAAGACCAGCAUGAGGUCUAUUAUCUUUGCAAAUUAUAUUGCCAGAGACACACGUCGCCUUGGUGCAACAAUACUAGACCGUAUACAUAGUCUUCAAAUUAAUAGCAGUUUGAGCACCUACUCUCUCGUAGACUCUGUUGGAAAUACAAAGACAUUUGAUGUAGAACAUUCUCAUGUUCGAUUUCUGGGAAACUUGGUUUUGAACCUGUGGGACUGUGGUGGACAAGAGACCUUCAUGGAAAAUUAUUUCACUAGCCAGCGUGACAACAUCUUUCGAAAUGUGGAGGUUCUGAUUUAUGUCUUUGAUGUGGAGAGCCGUGAACUAGAAAAGGACAUGCACUAUUAUCAGUCAUGCCUCGAGGCUAUUCUGCAGAAUUCUCCAGAAGCCAAAAUCUUUUGCUUGGUACACAAAAUGGAUUUGGUACAGGAGGAUCAGCGAGACUUGAUUUUUAAAGAACGAGAAGAAGACUUAAGGCGUUUAUCACGUCCAUUAGAAUGUUCUUGUUUCCGAACAUCUAUCUGGGAUGAAACUCUGUAUAAGGCUUGGUCCAGCAUUGUUUAUCAGCUGAUUCCCAAUGUUCAGCAACUGGAAAUGAACCUGCGGAAUUUUGCUGAAAUUAUUGAGGCUGAUGAAGUACUUCUGUUUGAGAGAGCUACUUUUUUGGUGAUUUCUCAUUAUCAGUGUAAAGAACAACGUGAUGCCCACAGAUUUGAGAAAAUCAGCAACAUUAUUAAACAGUUCAAGCUGAGCUGUAGCAAGCUGGCUGCCUCUUUGCAGAGCAUGGAAGUGAGAAACUCUAACUUUGCUGCCUUCAUUGACAUAUUUACAUCUAACACUUAUGUCAUGGUCGUGAUGUCUGAUCCAUCCAUUCCUUCUGCAGCUACUCUGAUCAACAUCCGCAAUGCCAGAAAACACUUUGAAAAGCUGGAGAGAGUGGAUGGACCAAAACAGUGUCUUCUCAUGCGCUAAACAUUGCAGAAUAUUGUUUCACACAAAAAAUUGAAACACUGUUUCUUAAUUUUAUUGUUGUAUUCAUAUAUGUAGGCUCUGAAAUAAUGUGAUCUUACCACUUAUGUCUUUCUUCUCUGCUCCCCAGUCCUAAUGUUUAACUUUGAAUGCUAUUUAUUGAAAUAGCUUGAGAAGUUAGGAAAUGAGGUGUUCAUGAAUUUGGUGUAAUGUAUACAUAGGUGAUAUAUGUUAACUGUUCUGAUAACAUUACUCUAAUGAUGUUUUAAGUGCUCUGAUAACCUGCUUCUAAUAGUUGUGUAUGUCAAAGUCCUUCCCAGCACUCUCUUGUAUUCAUUAUCAAAUAUAUACAUGUAAGUUUGAAGUA